Molecule: messenger RNA, 3706 nt
Organism: Bactrocera oleae (olive fruit fly)
Lineage: Eukaryota; Metazoa; Arthropoda; Insecta; Diptera; Tephritidae
Product: RNA-binding protein 25
Biological process (GO): regulation of alternative mRNA splicing, via spliceosome; mRNA processing
Cellular component (GO): spliceosomal complex
Molecular function (GO): mRNA binding
Source: RefSeq, a predicted model, not a curated record
GAAAAGUGUAUAUGACUUUAUGACUUAAAAUAAGAGAAACAUAAACAAAUUUAUUUGACAUUAAGGAUUAAAGACAUUUUGAAGAAGAACGCUCUAAAGAAACAUGAGCUUAUAUGAUUGAAUCAUGGUAUACAGUUUUGUUAUUUUGGCAGUAUUUUAGCCAUGAAUCUGGCAGCACCUGCUAUGUACCAGAAUUUUUUAUUACUUACCUUUAUUUUAAUAAAGUGGCAUCUUUUAGUUUGUCCGCCAUCAUUUGAUAGAAAUAGGAAGGCAAGCAGUGUGUGGCAAAAUCUUUCAAUUUUGUAAAAAUGUUUGCGUGAAAAUACAAUUGAAUUCAGAAAUUUUUUAACAACACUGUACUGAACGGAUUUUGAAUUGAAUUACAUAGGAACCAACGGUGUUUAUAAAAUUCCAUCUACAAUAUUGAAGUAAUAAGUUUAACAAAUUAUUCCAAACAUUAUGUCGUAUCCAUCUCGCGCACCUAUACCACCUUAUAUGAAUCCGACUAUACCACCUCCUCAUAUGAUGCCUCCUAUACCAUCAGCAAGGAAUUAUAGAAGCUCUGCUACUAUCAGCUCCCAGCCCACAGUUUACCAACGUAUACCUGAUCCGGUUCCCCAGUUUCGUGGACCAAUUAUUACGGUGUUCGUGGGAAAUAUAAGUGAACGAGUGCCUGAAGCGUUAAUCAAAAGAAUAUUGGCAGCUUGUGGCGUAGUGGUGAAUUGGAAACGAGUUUCCACUUUUGGUUUUUGUGAAUAUGACGGACCUAACGCGGGUAUGCGAGCUGUGCGCCUUUUAAGUGAACUUGAAUUAGAUGGAAAGAAACUUGUGGCUAAAGUUGAUGCGAAAAAUAAACUUCUUUUAGACAAUUACAAGGAAGAAGAACUGAAAAAUGGAAUCAAUGUUUCUGCCGUAGAUGAGAAAUCGGAAGAUGAUUAUGUUCUUAGUCAAAUGAGAAAAAUUCUUGAUGAUCAUAAACAUGAAUUCGAUGAAUUUGAUUCGAAUUCUCGUGGUGACGUAUUCGGAGGAAGAAUAAAUAAAUCUAAAAUGGCUCGGGCGGAAGAUAAAAUAACCAAGGUUCUUAACGAAACUAAUCUAGAAGAGGAAAAGAGAAAUUUGAUCAGUAGCGAAAUCGGAAAAUUCAGAAAAAGAGCAGAAGCCGAUGAACACAGAAAAGAAAAGGAAAAGGAAAAAAUGAGAGAAAAGGAGAAAGAUAAGGAUAGAGAAUAUGAAAAAGAAAGAGAAAAGGAACGAAAACCUUCUGAAGUAAUAAAAGACGAUAUAAGUGAAGAAGAUUGGGAUGCUGGGGAAAAAAAGGUCCCAAUUGAUAAAGUCGAAAGAGUGACAAGUCGAAAGGACCGUCACUCCAGCAGCAUGUCGCCCAACAGAAAGGAAAAGGAACGAGAAAGCAAAAGAAGAAGAAGUAAAUCUCGUUCGCGAGAAAGAGAACGUGACCGAGAAUACAGGGAACGCGAAAGAGAGCGAGAAAGGGAGCGGGAACGUGAACGGGAGCGUGAAAAAGAACGCGAAAGGGAACGUGAACGUGAAAGAGAAAGGGAAAAGGAGCGUGAAAGGGAACGAGAAAGAGAACGUGAACGAGAACGAGAAAGGGAACGAGAAGAAAAAAUUGUAAAAAAUAUUAAAGAUCUACACAGAGAGAAAGAAGUUGAGGAAGAACUACGAGAACGUAAGAAAGCUGAAAAAAAAGCUAGAGAAAAGGAAGAAGCUUAUCAAGAAAGACUAAAAAACUGGGAGUUAAGAGAAAAACGAAAGGCAAAAGAGUACGAAAAGAUUCGGAUCAAGGAUAAAAUAAAACUAGAAGAGCGUGAGAAGGAAGCCAAAAGACUUAAAGAAUUUGUGGAAGACUAUGAUGACGAAAGAGAUGAUCAUAAAUAUUAUAAAGGUCGAGAACUCCAGAGAAGGUUAGGAGAUCGCGUUCGAGAAGCAGAUCUUGAUGCGAAGGAUCGCAAUAAAGAACAGGAAGAAUUGGAAGAAUUGCGAAAUAAAAUAUUCAGUGGAGAAUAUGAAAAUCCUUCACAAGAAUAUGAGAGGGCAAAGAAAGAGCACGAAAAAUUGUAUAAACCUCAAAUAUUGAUCGAUGUAAAUUUGGAAAAUAUACAACGGAAAGAGCGUGAGAAGGAGCGAAUUAGAGAAAAACUGCAAUCAAUUGAGAGUAAACGCCUCUUACUUGAUGUUAAUUCAAAUGAUGAUGGAGAAUUAAAUGCUCUAGCAAAAUCAUAUUCAGUAGAGUCAAUUUCAAACGAUGAUGCGGAGUCUCGGGCAGAUUCUACGUCGAAUAUAGAAACCAACUACAGUCGCCAUGGUUCUGAGUCACGGGAUUUUGUACCUGUCGUGAAUACUCAGGCAACCAGCUCUACACCAUCUAGUACUUUACAGAGUGUAAGCAAUUCCAGACCUCAGAACACAGAUGCUACUACGCCGCCCACACAAGCAACCGUUAUUAGUCUUAACUUAGGUGCGAACUCAAAAAAAAAAAAAAUUGAGGCGACAGGAGUUUUUAACGCUGACGAGGAUAUAGACGAUGAAAAUAACUCAAAGAGACGAAAAUUGGUUCCAUUAGAUUAUGAUGACAAUCAAUCAAGAAGUGGAGGAAGUACAUCACAGACAGACCGUCAAAAUUCAAAUGUUGGAAAAUCUAAUUCGAAAAAACAUGGUAAGAAUGAUACUGCCAGUCAAGAAACAGUGAAUAACAAAAAGGAGGAAAAUAAUACUAGGAUACAUGAUGAAAAACGGCGUCACAUAAAGAGCAUUAUUGACAGGAUUCCUACACAAAAGGAGGAUUUGUUUAAUUAUAAACUCGAUCGUAACGAAAUCGACAACAACCUUAUGGAACGAAAAAUUCGACCAUGGAUAAAUAAAAAGAUUAUUGAAUAUAUUGGGGAGCCCGAACCGACUCUUGUGGAUUUUAUAUGCUCUAAGGUGCUUGCUGGAAGUUCCCCCCAAAGCAUUUUGGAUGAUGUUCAAAUGGUCCUAGACGAAGAAGCAGAAGUAUUCGUUGUUAAAAUGUGGAGAUUGCUAAUUUAUGAAGUAGAUGCAAAAAAAAUUGGGAUAGUUAAACGGAAUUUUAAUUACCAGAUUCCUUUAUUACUUCCUGAUACAAAUGAACCAUAACUUUUGCACUCCCAACAACGAAAGGAGGUUACUGAAAUACCUAGUGAUGGUACAUAUCGGUAAUAUUUAUACUCAAACUACCAAAUUCAUUUCGAUCUUUACAACUUACACCAGAGAUGUUAACCCAGAAGUUAUCUUAGCUUUACCUGACUUAAGUUGCCAGUGAAGUCCGUGUCAGUAUUAUCGUGUAGAACUUGUGGGAAUCUAUCAACAAUGCUCAGAGAACAACAUAUAGAAAAUUGUAAACAUAUAACAUUGCUCAAUAUUUAGUAUAUACUCCAUAUGUACAUAGUAGAUAUUAUUAAUUACUUAGCGAAGUCAUUCAGUACCAAAAGAUACGAAGAUGUAUUAGUUACCUGUUACAUUGUACACAUCUAUCUUCAUACACCGUUCCCACGGCAGUCGGGUCUACAUAACCGGAACCGACCCGGAUCCAAUUAUAUUAAAAUCAUCUCAAUCGAAGAGGCUAAAUUUAAUAUAUUGCGUUGAUGUAGAAAACGUCUGCCAAAGGAUCGGAAGUCCUAAUAUCAGAAAUUUAAGGGUUGGACAAACGUCUACACCAAUUUAAUUCAAA